Molecule: messenger RNA, 4412 nt
Organism: Trichobilharzia regenti
Lineage: Eukaryota; Metazoa; Platyhelminthes; Trematoda; Strigeidida; Schistosomatidae
Source: the annotation of a GenBank genome assembly
UAAUUCGCGGUCAACAGGAUGAUGUACUUCUGCAGAGACAAUGUAGACCAUUGAAAAUACAUUCUGCGCAGUAUUACUUCUUACAUUUAAAUUAAUAAAUGCUGAAUGCCAAUAAGAAAUUUCAGAUUCCAGACUCUAUGCUGAAUAACGCUCUGUAAAGUUGGAGAUGUUAGUGGAAAUACUUUCUGAAUUUUAAAGACGUCGCAGGCAGGAUUAAUUUUGUUGAAAUUAUCAGUUAACACUUCCAUAGUAGUAACAGCAAAACAUCUCCAUUUUUCAUUUACUAGCAGUAUAAACAUUUGCUCAAUAUUCAGAAUGUAUCUUCAGAGCAUUGUUGAUUAAAAUACACAGUUUUAUUCUCUUUUAGAUAAAUUUUAACGACCAUUUAUACAGAGAGCAUCAAAGUUAUUUCGUUAGAAUGAAAACAGAACCAAUUUUAUCUAAACUUCCAAAAAAUAACCAAACCGAUAAUUAGGAUGACAUUUCUAUGGCUGGUGGUGACAGAUAUUCUGAGCCUACGAUCGUACUGAAUCCAGGUGACCCUGGGCCAUUGGAAGUGAAUUUCGGUGAAGUGCUUUAUUCUCGCUGCUCAGUUCUCGACAAUGAAAAGUAUUCAUACAGAUGGAUUCAACGUGCACCGGAUGGAACUGUAAAAGAAAUAUCAUCUGAUGCCCGUCUGUACAUUACAAACUUUGGAGCUGAACACUUACAAUAUCCGAUUCGAUGUGAAGUAACACGGUUAUCAGAUGAUGAAGUUUAUGAGAAAGUUUUAAAUCUCCGACUUGUAUCAUCAGGUGGUCUUGAUACUGAUGAUGAAUACAAAGCAUUAAAACUGACUAUCAAACCUUUACCAGAUGAAGAUUUUCGUCGAGGAACCAUUAUGCGACAAUGUCUAUUUGAAAAUGAUCCUGAAGCUAAUCAGUUAUAUGAUUUUCGUUGGAUUGAUCAAAAUGGCCGAGUUGUAACUAGAGAUGAUACACUGUACCUAUUGAUUGAAGAUCCAAGUGAUUUGAGCAAUUAUACAUGUGAAGCAACUAAUCGUCAAACAGGCGUUAUUUAUCAGGCCAAAUAUCGUGUAUCUAUGGAGAAUGGUCAGCAAGCUAUGCAACACAUUGUAAAUAUUCGACCAAUUACCGGUGAGGUAAUUAUUGGUAGACCAUAUGAAAUGGUGUGUGAAGUGGAACCACCACCAGAAGAGCCUGUCAGAUUUUCAUGGUAUCACAAUGGUGAAAUCGUUCAUCGUGAAGCUUUAAUACGCGUGGAUUCAUUAACAUACCGAGAAAUUGGAACUUAUAUAUGUCGAGCUGAGUGGACACCGAGAUAUUCACGUACUGGAAGUAUAGAUGCUAAUGCAACCGUGGAACUAAGCUUAGCAUUAACAAGAGAAACAAAAAUUGAAAUGAGUGCUCCGCCUGGUUCCGUUAUGGUAUCUUUACCAGGAGAAACACGUGAACUUCACUGUGAAUUCCCUGUUGCUAAUCCAAGAGAUGUUAGAUGGUAUUUCGAGAAUCAGUUAUUAGAAAGUCAUCCAACAAUAAAUUCAACCGGAAAAAUUUUCCGCAUAGAUCGCAUGAGAGUUAGCAUUGUGACUAUCAAAGGUAUUGAAAAUGAUCAUGCUGGAACAUAUGAAUGCAGAAUUGGUCGUGAUGUUAAACAAACUCAUUUGGUUGUCAGAACUGAAGAAGGACUAGAAAUCAACCCGAAAUCUGAUACAGUCGAUGAAGGUACUGCUGUUGAAUUUCAUUGUCGUGUGCAUGGACUAGCAGGUGAUGUGAGUCGUCAACUAGAAUGGUAUUACAGACCAUUCAACAGUCCCACACGAGUUCGCCUUGAGCUUAAUCAGCCAGACGGUUUUUCGCGUAAUGAUGAUCCAUUCGCUCAGCAUACUAGUUUUAUUAAUAAAGCGAGAGCACGCGUAUCUGAUCAAGGUGAAUAUAUAUGUCGGUUACCAUCUCAGAAUGAAGAAGUCAUUGGAAAACUUUUUGUUAGAGCUGUUAGAACAUAUAUCUUGACAAUUACCCCUCCAAGACUAACUGUUCGACCGUACCAACCUAUAGAAUUUGAAUGUUUUGCUACAUCUGAUGGACAGCCAGCUCCAUUUACACCACGCUUCCAAGUUAGAGACUCUAGAGUUUACUAUGAAACAAUUCGUGUCAGUGAAAAUCGUGUCAGAUUUGUUCUGCAAAGAGGUUUGGGGGCAGAUCAGAAUGGAACAGUAGUUGAAUGUCUUUCAGAGGAACCCAGCAACACUGCGGUCGCCAUAAUUACCGUUGAAGAUAUCUGUCCAGAAGGUUCACGUCGCUGUCGUUCUGGACAGUGUUUACCAUCUGGAAGAUUUUGUGAUGGUGCAAGAGACUGUGAUGAUGGCUCAGAUGAAGAUCCUAAACUUUGCAAUGUGUGUGAUCCAAUUUCAAGAAAGUGUGAAUAUUAUCAAGGAAGAGAACCUAUUAAACCAACAUACAUGGUACACUGGACAUGUGAUGGCGAAAGUGAUUGUGGAAAUGGUUUCGAUGAAGCUAACUGUGAAGCUCGAGCAUCUGAACGAUGUCAAGAUCGUAUGUUUACUUGUUCUCGUGAUAAUCGUCAAAUCCCAAUGGCCUUCGUGUGUGACAAGGAUCGAGACUGUAGUGAUGGUGAAGAUGAACUUACUUGUGCUGCACCAAUGAUAGCUGAGCCGCUUACAACACGUUAUUCUGUUCGCCAAGGUGAUACUGUAGUACUUGUUUGUGAGGUGACUGGUAAUCCCGUGCCAUUCGUCAUUUGGCGUUUCAACUGGGGAUGUCUUCCUGAAGAACCUGGUCGUUUUCGAAUAAGUAAUGUGCCCCGCAAUUGUGAUUCACCUAUGCCAACGGUUGUGAGUACACUGACAAUAACAAAUGUAAGACCAGGGGAUGAUGGAAUCUAUAACUGUGAAGGUCUUUCAGGGGCUACUCGAGCUUUAUCCAAUGAUCUGGUAGUAAUGAUUGGAGGUUAAGGUGAGACGGCUCAGUACUGGCUAAUUUUUCUCUUGCUAACUUUUCACAAUUAGAGAGAUGGAUGGUAUUUAAGUAUGCUUAUGCUGUCUGUGACUACGAUUAAUUCAUAAACACAGGAAUAAAUGAUUCCUUUAAUUACACUAACUUUUAGCAAUUAUUCUCAAGUCUGCUUACUAAAAGUAACCCAAUUAUACAUACAACGAUAUGAUCACAUCACGAUUUCUCUGAAAAGUCAGGCUAUUCUGCCAAAGAAAUUUGAUUCAAGGGACAUGAAGAGCAAUACAUUUUUAUUAUGACAUAACUAAAUGAUUUCAACUACCCAUCCAGAUGUUUAAAAUCGAUUACCACAUCAUUCAAACCCAUUCUCAUGGCUAAUAAGUGGUAAACCAGUUAGUAGUAUUUAAAUAAAGCGUCAACGUGGGGAAAAGUAGGGGAAAUUAAAGCAGCCAAGCACAUGUAUUUGUUCUGAUUUUUCCCAUAUUUCAAAAUGAUAUUUUUGAAGGCUAAUUCAGUUUGAUUAUGUUUUAAAAAUCUGUUACAUUCUAUAAAACAUUUGGACAGUCCAUUAAACUCAGUUUAUGAAAUAAUAGAGAAGAUUUGUAACUCAGGUAGAUGAUUGGCAACCAGCCCAGAGAACACUAAUAAUUGCAAAACUCAGUUUAUUUUGUCAACUGCUAUAAGUAUUGCCUUAGACUUCUUGUGAAGAAUGGAACUGUGAAACUACUAAAACAUUUCAUACUGUUUUAGCUUUUUUUAGGCAGAAGUCAAGAAGAAAUCUUGAAAAAUAAGAUAUAUUUGAAAUUUUCAAAUUGUCACCAAAAAUGUCUAAACUAAAAAUGACAAUUACUGACAAAUAAUCUGUUAACAACUUUACGGUUAUUAACAAAGGACUUUUUUCAGCAAAAAGAAAGGGUUAAUAGAAAAAUCAUUACUGUGGGCAGUAUUUAUUUCGUCGUAGUUUCAUCAAUCUCUGAAUAGAUCUGAUUAUCGAGGUUUAUGCUUGUGGGCAGUUAGAGGUAAGUUGGGUAUGCAAACCCUAGAAAGCCUUCAUUUCAUCACAUACUAACUCCGUGAUCAAAUGCGCUUGCAUUGACAAGUAACUUCCUUGACACUAUGUCAAAUAAAAUGGCGACAUGAACAAAAUUAAUCGACAACAUUUUCCUAAGUUUCACUGAUUGAUUAAAGUUCACCUUACAAUUUCCUAGAUGUUACCAAUGAAAUGACUGAUAAUAAGCAUAAAACAUCUGCAUAUCAAAACCAUUCGGCCUACAUACUGACGUCUUUAUAUACAGAGAGGCACAACAAUUCUGUUCACCUUACCGCCAUCUACAUCAAUAACAUUAUUUAGAGAUUUGUUAAUACACACUUCGCAGUAAUUUAAUCAUUGUUUUCUUUCUUCUUUUUUAUCUGCAUAGAUAGAAGUCUAAUCAGGAAUAU